AUGUCUCUCUCCCAUUUUUUCUUCCUUUUCCUCUUUUUCCUACCUCAUUCUCCUCCUCCUUGGUUCUCUUACCCUUUCUUUUUCCAGUCAUGUUCUACGCUAUCUUCUACAACUGUUAACUUCCUAAGUCAGAUUCAUCUUCGUUUGGACUCUCCUUUUUUACUUUUCUUCCUACCUCUCACAUAUUCUUCUCAUUAUCGUCGUUCCCAACCUUCAUCCUCUCCGGGUGUCACAUUUUUAUUCUUCCCACCUUCGCCUUUUCCUCCUCUUCUUUUUUCGUGUCGUUCAUUUUCAUUAUCUCUACUUCUAGUCAUCACUCCAUCGUUAAUUCCUAUUCUUUUUUUUAUUCUCAUCUUACCAUUCAUCAUAUUUUACCAUUCUACAUCACCUUCCUCUGCUGGACAUUUCUGGUUUUUUCUUCCCACGUCUCCCAUAUUCCACUCCUUUUCUUCUUUGUCAGCCUCCAUUUUAAUCCAAUCUACACUGCUUAAUCCCCAUUCCGUCACCGUUAAUUCUUCCUAUUUUUUGAUUAUCGUCGUCGUCUCUUUAUCUUCUUACCAUUCUGCAUCAGAAUCUUCCCUUUUUGGUCUCUCCUUUUUUCUUCAUUUUUACCCACUCUCCCCACUUUUCAUCCUCUCCUGGUCUCUCUUUUUUCUUCUUCAUCCCUCUUUAUUUUCACAUUCUAUAACUUUCUCCAUCCCCAUUGCCCCACUCUUCCUCAUCAUUCCCCUAACGUUAAAUAUUUCAUUUUUUUUAUUCUCCUCAUCUUUCUAUCUUCCCAAUUUUAUCAUUCUACAUCAGCAUCAUCCUUCACUGUUCUCUCUUUCUUCUUCUUCUUCUUCUUUUUUCAUUUUCACUGUCUCUCCCUUGCUUCAUCCCAAACCACCCACUGGUAAUUCUUACUCUUUCUUAUUCUCCUCAUCUUUCUAUCUUCCUACUUUUACCGUUCUACAUCAGCUUCAUCCUCUCUUGAUCCUCCAUUUUUCUUCUAACUCUUCCUUCAUUUUCACCAUCUCUACCCUGCUUCACACCCAUUCUUUCUCCGUCGGAUGCCCCCUUUGUUCGCAUUGUCUCCCUUCGAGGGCAACUUAUACCCCUCUUUUUCUUCUCCUAACUGUUUACUAUUUCUAUCAUUCUCCACCUCCUUCUUUUCUCGUUGUCUUUCCUCACUUUUCGUCGGUUGAUUUCUUCUAUUUCUUUUUCCAUCUCUCGCCCUUUUCAUUUUUUUUCUUUCUCCACUUUCUACUCCCCUCGGAAGGUCACUUUAUUUUGUUUCUCCAUUAA
Acanthosepion pharaonis is the source of this 1284-nucleotide messenger RNA. Lineage: Eukaryota; Metazoa; Mollusca; Cephalopoda; Sepiida; Sepiidae. The record is from the annotation of a GenBank genome assembly.